AGUCAACAUGUUCUCGAAGUUGGUGUUGUGUGUCGUAGUGGCGAUGGCGGCCGCGGCGCCCCAGGGGUACGGGCCACCUCCACCAUCCUACGGCGCCCCCUCAGGUCCUGUUGUGCCCAUCGUGAAGGACGAGCGUCAGGGACCUGAUGCGUACGGCAACUACAACUUCAACUUCGAGACUGGUGACGGCAUCAGUCGUCAGGAGCAGGGCGCCCCUCAGGGCCCAGCUGGCGCCGUGGCACCUCAGGGAGGAUGGUCGUUCAAAUUCCCUGAGGGCACCCCGGGGGUCUUUAAGUUCGUAGCUGACGGUGCAGGUUACCGCGUGGAGUCUCCCCUGCUGCCCACGCCCCCUCCUCUCCCCGCCCACGCCAUCGCCCAGAUCGAGAAGGCUCGUCAGGAGGACGCCGCCGGUAACCGGUACGCUGCGCCCUCAGCCCCGGCACCCCAGUACUCAGCGCCCCGCCCCGCCGCCCCCAGCACCAGCUACAAACAGCCCUGAACGACAAAGUCUUGUAAUCAAUAUUCAGAUGGCGACUACAAGUUGAUCAUUUUAUCGGGUCAAAGAGAACUGCUUGUUCUACCGGCUCCCUCACCAUCUUCACCCUCGUCUUCACCCUCACCUAUAAAAGUUUGCUGAAAUUUGUAUAUAUGUCAAAAACUUUAAGGAAAUAAAGGUUGUUUUU
Procambarus clarkii (red swamp crayfish) is the source of this 683-nucleotide messenger RNA. Its product is annotated as cuticle protein AM1199-like. Gene Ontology annotation, cellular component: chitin-based extracellular matrix. Gene Ontology annotation, molecular function: structural constituent of chitin-based larval cuticle. Lineage: Eukaryota; Metazoa; Arthropoda; Malacostraca; Decapoda; Cambaridae. The record is from RefSeq and is a predicted model, not a curated record.